Molecule: messenger RNA, 968 nt
Organism: Gekko japonicus
Lineage: Eukaryota; Metazoa; Chordata; Lepidosauria; Squamata; Gekkonidae
Gene: SNX1
Product: sorting nexin 1
Exons: 5
Biological process (GO): early endosome to Golgi transport
Cellular component (GO): endosome; endosome membrane
Molecular function (GO): phosphatidylinositol binding
Source: RefSeq, a predicted model, not a curated record
AGCUGUCGGUGAAUACGGCCCAGUUUGCCAAGAGCCUGGCCAUGCUGGGGAGCUCCGAGGACAACACGGCCCUGUCCCGGGCGCUCUCCCAGCUGGCGGAGGUGGAGGAGAAGAUCGAGCAGCUGCACCUGGAGCAAGCCAACAGCGACUUCUUCCUCCUGGCCGAGCUGCUGAGCGACUACAUCCGCCUCCUCUCGGUCGUCAGGGGUGCCUUUGACCAGCGAAUGAAGGGCUGGCAGCGCUGGCAGGAUGGCCAGAUCAUGCUGCAAAAGAAACGGGAAGCGGAGGCCAGGCUGCUGUGGGCCAAUAAACCCGACAAGCUUCAGCAAGCCAAGGAGGAGAUCUCAGAGUGGGAAUCGCGAGUGACGCAGUACGAACGGGAGUUUGAGCGGAUCUCAGCGGUUCUCCGCAAAGAGGUGCUGCGGUUCGAGAGAGAGAAAACAAAGGACUUCCGGACCAACGUGACCAAGUACCUGGAGACCCUCUUGCAUUCACAGCAGCAGCUGGUCAAGUACUGGGAUGCGUUCCUGCCGGAGGCCAAGGCCAUCUCUUAACCAAGAUUGAGCAAACGUCUCCCCUCCCCGGACAGACUGCCUUGACUACAUUAUACCUCCUUGGCCUUUCAGACGGAUCCCCCCCCCCCCUGCCCUCCUCGGAGCCGAUAGACUCAGUCCCCGCUGAAAGAGCGGCUUUCCCAGCUAGUAACUCUUCUAACUGUAUAUUUUCCCCCCUCCUGUCUAGGUUCAUAUGCGCACACAUAUAAAUAUAUCUAUUUUCCUAUUUGAAGAGAAACUAGUUUUCCUGCUUGAAAAGAAAAGCCUCCAGGCCCUGCCGUAGGUAGCCGAGCUGAGGCAGAGGUCUAACGUGUAUUUUUCUGACUUUGGUCUGGGGCCCGGGGAAAGCUUCCCGUGACCCCCUUGCCACGCCAUGAAGAAUGUAUAAUAAAACUUAAAAAUCAGGGCACGGCG